Molecule: messenger RNA, 2223 nt
Organism: Diaporthe citri
Lineage: Eukaryota; Fungi; Ascomycota; Sordariomycetes; Diaporthales; Diaporthaceae
Exons: 1
Coding region: 1-2223 (740 amino acids)
Cellular component (GO): nucleus
Molecular function (GO): exonuclease activity; nucleic acid binding
Source: RefSeq, a predicted model, not a curated record
AUGGAUGAGACAAUGGCCAAUGCCUCUAACGGCGAGUCGUCCUCUGCCGCCGCCGCAAAACUUCACGACAAUGCCUCUGCCUCAUCACACAGUGGAUCCAGCGUUGGGGUGAAACGGUCCAGGGACGACGGGCCACAAGAUGAGAACGGUGGUGGUGACUGGCAGACUGUCGAGCGUCGCCCCACCAAGAAAUCUAAGAAGACUCCCAAGCCAGAAGGAUCCAACUACCCGUCCAUCACUUUCUCAAAUCAGGCAAGGCUCCAGUCCAAGGUCAACCUCAACCAGUUGAGGGACCUCGUCCUGUAUAUCAUGGCCGACGGCACAGCUCCUCAAUGGGUUUCGGUCAAGCACAGGCCACAGUUCAGAAAGAUCGUCACUGUACUUGUACCUGGGUUGGAGGAGGCCAUGUUCAAGCAGAACGUGGAUUUCUCCGUCUACAACUCCAAGACGCCCGCCCAAGCGGUCGAGCGACUGGUCACAUCACCCGAUGACUACUACCCACGUCCUCUGUCGGAGGAAAAGCUGCCAGAGGCUCUCAAGCCUUUCGCUCGCAUAUUCCCCUACCUUUGGCCGGUGAGAGCCACUGGCGACGACAAGCAGGGUCGCCUGCAUUCUCCCAUUGUCACCUUCCUUACCGCACCUGCUCCAAAGGCUGCCGAUGACAAGGGGAAGAAGGGGCCCAAGCCGGUCAGAGAUCCACAGGGCUGGCAGAACGUGCGGACUCGCAUCACCGAGUUCAUCUUAACGCCGGAGCAAUAUGUUGAAAAUGGGUUCUCUAUCCACCCAUGCCUACUGCCAGACCUGCAGCGGGAAGCCUUUGUAGACCCAGAAGACUGGACUCACACCAAGGUGGACAAAUUCGAACAUGGUGAUGUCCCUGAGAACGAAAUACAACAAGGCAGUGUCACCGCCGGCCGAGAGGUCUUGGCCAUCGACUGUGAGAUGUGCAUGACAGGAGAGAAAGAGUUCUCACUUACAAGGAUCAGCGUCGUCAACUGGGACGGCAAAGUAGUCCUCGACGAGCUCGUCAAACCAGAAAAGCCCAUCACGGACUAUGUGACGCGGUUCUCAGGCAUCACCAAGGAGAUGCUCGACCCAGUGACGACAACCCUGGCUGACAUACAGCAACGCCUGGUCGCCCUAAUCACACCACGGUCGAUACUCGUCGGCCACUCUCUCGACUCAGACAUGAAAGCUCUCAAGAUGACACACCCCUUCAUCGUUGACACCUCUGUCAUCUUCCCACACCCCAAAGGCCAACCGUUCAAGCACUCCCUGAAAUGGCUCGCCCAAAAGUACCUUAACCGCGAGGUGCAAAAGGGUGACAACAUCAGCAGCGGCCACGACAGCACCGAGGAUGCCAGGACGUGCCUGGAUCUGGUGAAGAAGAAGUGCGAGAAGGGCAAGGCCUGGGCCGCAGGCGAGGCAUCCGGCGAGAACCUCUUCAAGCGCCUCGGGCGCGCCGGUGUCAGCUACAAAGCCCAAGGCAGCCACGGUGCGGCUGGGGGCGCUCCGACGGGCAAGUCCACUGCGGCCGUCGACUGGGGCGAUGCCAAGCGCAGUGUUGCCAAUCUGGCGGACGUCGUGUUGGACGGCUGCAACAGCGAUGCGGAAGUGGAGGAGAAGGUGCUCCGCGCGGUGAGGGGAGACCCGGACGGCGCGAUGGUCAAGGGUGGAGGGGUAGACUUCGUCUGGGCGAGGAUGCGCGAGCUCGAGGCCCUCCAGGGCUGGUGGAACCGCGCAAAGACGGACGCCGACGAUGCCGCGGGACCGCCCAAGGCGCUGGAGGACGCGCACGCGGCGUCCAAGAACAACCCUUUCGCAACCAACUCUAGCGCGGAUUCGAAGGACUCCGUGUUCAGCAACGCUGUCCUCGAUAUGAACAGCCUGGCGGCGCCCGAGCAAAAGGACGCAUCCGGCUCCGUGUCUCCGAGGGAGGAGAAAUCGGUCCUCGAGACCUGCCUUAGCAGCUUAGCGGAGAGGCUGAGGCGCAUACACGACGCGCUCCCGCCCUGCACGGCCUUCAUCGUGCUCAGCGGCAGCGGCGACCCGCGCGAGAUGAGCAGACUGCAGGCCAUGCACGCCCAGUGGAAGCGGGAGUACAACACGCCCGGGUCCAAGUGGGACCAGCUGGGCGUCAAGUGGACUGACCGCGAGGAGCAGGCCCUCAAGAAGGCGGCGCAGAGGGCAAGGAACGGAAUUGCGUUUAUUGGCGUCAAGUGA